CCCCUUGUCCGGCUGUGCUGGGCAACCAUGACGACGGCCAUCCUGGAGCACCUGAGCACCCUGUCUGUCAGUGGGCAGCAGCUGCGUCGCCUGCCCAAGAUUCUGGAGAAUGGGCUUCCCAAGAUGCCUUGCACCGUCCCAGAGACAGAUGUGCCUCAGCUUUUCCGGGAGCCUUACAUCCGCACCGGCUACCGCCCCACGGGACACAAGUGGCGCUACUACUUCUUCAGCCUCUUUCAGAAACACAAUGAGGUGGUCAACGUCUGGACCCAUUUGUUGGCCGCUCUGGCCGUCCUCUUGCGAUUCUGGGCCUUUGCUGAGGCCGAGGCCUUGCCAUGGACCUCGGCCAGCACCCUGCCCCUGCUCCUCUAUGUCCUGUCCUCCAUCACUUACCUCAUGUUCAGCGUUCUGGCCCACCUGCUGCAGUCCAAGUCGGAGCUCUCCCACUACACUUUCUACUUUGUGGACUACAUUGGCGUAAGCGUUUAUCAGUAUGGCAGUGCCUUGGUUCACUUCUUCUACACCUCUGACCAGGCCUGGUACGAGCGCUUCUGGCUUUUCUUCUUGCCAGCGGCUGCCUUCUGUGGCUGGUUGUCUUGCGCUGGCUGUUGUUAUGCCAAGUAUCGUUACCAGAGGCCUUACCCAGUCAUGAAGAAGAUAUGUCAAGUGGUGCCCUCGGGGCUGGCCUUCAUUCUAGACAUCAGCCCCGUGGCGCACCGAGUGGCCCUGUGCCACCUGGCUGGCUGCCAGGAACAGGCUGCCUGGUACCACACCCUCCAGAUCCUCUUCUUCCUGGUCAGCGCCUACUUCUUCUCUUGCCCAGUUCCUGAGAAGUACUUCCCAGGCUCCUGCGAUAUUGUAGGCCAUGGGCAUCAGCUCUUCCACGUGUUUCUGUCUAUUUGCACACUCUCCCAGCUAGAGGCCAUCCUCCUGGACUACCAGGGGCGGCAAGAGAUUUUCCUGCAGCGCCACAGUUCCCUGUCUGUCUACAUGGCCUGUCUGUCUUUCUUCUUCUUGACCGCCUGCAGCGCCACCACUGCAGCUCUCCUGAGGCACAAAGUCAAGGCCAGACUGAUGAAGAAAGAGUCCUGAGGCUGGCAGGUGGGGCGAGGUUGGAGGCACCCCAUUCUGAUUCGGGGAAAAUGCGAUGCAAAAUUAGAGGCUGACUUUAUUUUUAAGAGUUGGCUUUUGCAGUAAGACAUAUUUCCAAGGCUAUGGCCUUGGGAAGCCAAAAGACUUGAGAGUUAUGUUAUAGUUGUUAAUAAAAAGAAUGUUCCUUUUUCGUCUAGACAUAGCCUUUCAAGGCACAGGAAAAGAAGGGACCUUGGCUAAGAUUCAUGGGACACUGAAUUAGGGAUCAUCUUCAUACCUGAAAAUUCAGCAGAAUUCUGAGUGUGGCCUCCAGGGGCACGUCCUGGAGCUGAAGGGGUGGUAAACUUGGCCUGGAAAACAAGUAGGUGGCUAGUCCACACCAUGUUGGAAUGGCCAUCCUCCUAUGCUGGUCUUUGGUGAUUGGUAAAUUGACCCAAGGACCCAAUCUCCUUUGGAUUUCAGCUUGUCCAGGGUGGAGAAUUCAGAAUCUUCAAGAUUCAGUGAAACCCUUAGACAAUGAAUUAUUCAUUUCAUACAACUUAUGGUCCCACCUCUGUCAUCUACUCUAACCCUGAUCCUCUUCUCAGGAGGCCAUCCCCUGGCUAUUUUCUCUGCAGUGCUGUUCACUCCCAUCCAUACCUUGGUAAUAUACAGGACUGUGGAGUAGUCAUAUUUUCAGUAGUUGCUUAGAUCCGUGUGAAAAUCCAGGAAGCUUAUUCUCAUAUAAUACUAGAAAUGGUACUAGAAAGUACAGUGCCAAGAGCCACCAGGAGCCCAGCCAACAAGCAUGGAUGCUCCUGGGUAUCAGGGGACCUUCUGUUUUAUACCUGUGGACUGGAAGAUUACUUGAGAUCUCUUAGGGCUGCCUUAGAGGCCAGAAGAUCUGGGGUUAGCUCCAGGAAAUCUCCAAAUUUUGACGAGCAUGUUCAAAAAGCCCCUGGUAGAGUGAAUUGGUUCUAAGGGUCCCUCUAGUGAUCUAAUUAUUUCAAGAGGAGGCCAAGGUCCAGCCUUUUAAAUAUAUGCCACCCCACAAAGGACCCACAUAACUACGCUAGUUCAGGGUCCUCAGACAGGCAUUUAUGCCUCAACUUAGAGCUGAACCCUUCAAAUAAUCAAGCCCCAGGAGAGGUGAGUGUGUGUGCUCACUCUGGGUUGGUCCCUAAUGGCUCCUUUGGGUAAGAAUGGUGAACAGCACACCCUGUAGCUAGAAUUUUCUGUUUAGGGCAUCACUGUCGGCAGCUGCUAUGGGAUAGGUGGUUCUUGGCACUGAUGUGUUCUGGCCACGCAGCCCCUCUGAGGACUGACUUCACACUAAUCCAGUGAAAGGGGCUGCGUUGACAGAGGAGCUGAGCCAUGGAGGCCUUCUCAGAGGCUGCAAUUCCUAUCAGUAGUAUAAGGUUCCUAUUUCCUGAAAAGGGAAGUGGUUUGCUUUCACUCCAGUUUGAUGAACAUCUUCUAUUACUAGAUUAUUUUGUUGUCUUCAAAUCUUUGUUUUCUUUCUUUCUCUGAGAUAUUUGUGGUUUUUGUGCCUUAUAAAUGGAAAUUUAUGAACACUACCACAUAUAUAUGUAUAUGUAUAUGUAUGUAUACAUGUAUAUGUGCGUGUGGAAUUUGCAGUUUCGGGUUAUUGGGAUAAGAAAGAAAGAAUUCAUUGCUUUUCAACCAGUGGAUGAGAGAAUUGCUUAUCAAUCAAAAGAUUCUUUGAACCUGCUUAUUUUGGCAAAACAAAAAAAGAAAAAGAAAAAAUUCAACGGAAGCUUUCCUAUAAUCUUUAUAUCAAGAAAAUGUACAUCUGGACCGCUACAUAGUUUUCCUAGAUAUUUUCCUAGGUUUCCCCUUUAAUCCUCAAAUACAUGAACUUCUGUGCUGCCCAAGUGUCUUACACAAUCUUCUGGUGUCUAGGCCAAAUUAUCACAAAUACAGUGAGCAAACUGAAUCGGGCUGAACUAAGCAAGGGAACAGAGGAGUUGUGCAAACACGUUCUAAGCAGAGGAUCAGUUUAAAAUGGGGAUUAGAAAGUGUUUGAAAUGUCCAUGAGUACGGAUUCAAAGACCAGGUUGUUUUAAAAGUUGGAAGGAAGACGUAAGUCCAUCUCUUGAAUGUAACUGGUGGCAGAGAUCUUUAGGCCAAAUGCAGAUUUCUUUUUUAAGAGAAAACAGGAAGUAGAGCAGUGAUCUUCAAAUGUAGACCAAUGCAGCCUGCGCCCUGUAAAUGAAAUGGUCUAUAACAAGAUAAGUACAAGAUAGACUAAACUUUUAGAUAUUGUCAUAAAAUUUUCAGUUUUAUUUACACAAGUGUUAGUCCCUCAAGUGAUUGAAAAUUUUUUUAAAAAAUAUUUUCACCAGAGAUAUUUGAGAAACAUUGGGGUAGGAGACUACUAUCUCAUUAAAAAUACUAGCAUAUCAUUAGCAAUAUAUAAAUAUGGGAAAUGCAGAUGUUUUUAACUACUCAGACUUUUGAGGGAUUAAAUACUCUUUUUAAAACAUUUUCAUUAAAAUUAGUGUAUUGUUAUGGAACAGACCUAGUUUUUUAAAAAAGGAAUAAUUAAGUAUUUGAUAAAGGAGAUAUUUAUCUUUCUCCACUAUACCCCUGCAAACAGUUGACAUCUACUGGAAAUUCUCCUUAUCUCUCUUCUUUUUUUAACUAAUUUUUUUUAAUGUUUUAAACCUAUUAAAAUGUAAAUGCCUCUGAAAAAACUAAACUAUCAUCUUGUGAAUAAAAAUUCUAGUGGAUUUAUACCAGGGCCUACUCAGAGUAGGGUGAGGGGAGAGCAGGAUGCACCAGACUGGGGACACAUAUGCCUGUUUCCCUCUUGCCUAGUACUUCCUGACCUCUCCUUAAUUCACAAGCUGAUGUUGAUACCCUUUAGAUACUAGGGUUUCAUUUCUCACCUCAGCCGAAAGUACCUCAUUCAAUAACAACAUUCUCAAUCCUCCACUGGAAGCUUGAAAAAUAGCAGGAGCUCAGGCCAUGAGAAGAAGAAUGAAGGAUGAAGGUCAUUCAUGCCUGCCUGUGUUGCCCCCCUUUUCACAAAUUGUACCUUACUGCUUAAAACCAUUAGGUUCUUCAGUUGCUGCACUGUAGUUUCAAGUAGGCCCUCCAGAUGGCGCUCGUGUGUUUCUCGGAGAGGGCCCGGCGUUGUCCUCAAGGUCUCAGCCUACUAAAUGUGUUCAACCUAGUGUUUUGUUUGAUUGCUUGGCAAGGAAAAAAUGGGAACUAUUUUCUGUUUAUAUAAAUCUACUUACAUAAAUGACCAUUAAACUGAUUUUGUAUAUGGAUUGU
Messenger RNA from Pteronotus mesoamericanus, 4374 nucleotides. It is a transcript of the gene PAQR8, whose product is annotated as progestin and adipoQ receptor family member 8. The transcript has a single exon. Gene Ontology annotation, cellular component: plasma membrane. The record is from RefSeq and is a predicted model, not a curated record. Bases 28 to 1092 code for a protein of 354 amino acids. NCBI's taxonomy places the organism in Eukaryota, Metazoa, Chordata, Mammalia, Chiroptera, Mormoopidae. Gene Ontology annotation, molecular function: nuclear steroid receptor activity; steroid binding. Gene Ontology annotation, biological process: response to steroid hormone.